GUAACCAACACCGUUAGCAACCGGAUCACAACAAAUCAUUGCCUCCUUUUUGGCUCGAACAGUUUAUAAUUACUUGUAAAAUAAAACAAGUGGCAAAAUUGUUGAAAUAAAAUAAAAAGCCGCUAAUCUUAAUUGACCUGUAUAAUUCUGUGUAAAGUGAAUAACUCAGAAAUAUUGUCAAAAUGCCAACAAUUGGAGUGAAACGUGACCUACUCUUUGAAGCACUCGGCAAGAAAUACACCGAUGACGAGUUCCAAGAGCUGUGCUUUGCCUUUGGUCUGGAACUGGAUGAAGUGACGACGGAGAAGCAGAUGCUGACCAAAGAACAGGGGGAGGUAGCGGCUGCUGCAAAUGCCAGUGAAGAGAUUAUAUACCGGAUUGAUAUACCAGCCAAUCGUUAUGAUUUGCUUUGCUUAGAGGGUCUGGUCACGGGUCUGCUUGUGUUCCAGGGCAAAGUUAAACCUCCCAAAUUUGAGUUUGUGGAACCUAGCAAAAGGCAAGUGCUGAAAAUUGCACCAUCGACGGCGCAGAUUCGUCCCCAUGCUGUCGCCGCAGUGCUGCGCAAUGUGUCCUUUACCCAAGAGUCUUACAAUAGCUUCAUAGAUCUGCAGGACAAACUGCAUCAGAAUAUAUGUCGCAAGCGUACCCUUGUGGCCAUUGGUACACAUGAUCUGGAUACCUUGGAAGGACCCUUCAGCUAUGAGGCCCUUGCUCCGGAGCAAAUCAAAUUUAAGCCUCUUAACCAAAAAAACGAGAUGACUGGUGUCCAACUGAUGGAUUUCUAUGCUACGCAUUCCCAGCUCAAGCAAUAUUUGCCCAUCAUUCGUGAUUCGCCAGUUUAUCCAGUGAUCUAUGAUUCCAAACGCGUGGUGCUUUCACUGCCACCCAUUAUUAAUGGCGAUCAUUCAAAGAUCUCACUUAAGACCAAAAAUGUGUUCAUCGAGUGUACAGCCACCGACCUUACCAAGGCAAAAGUGGUGCUGGAUACCAUCGUUUGCCUUUUCUCUCAACACUGUGACAAAAAAUUCACAGUGGAGCCUUGUGAUGUUGUGAAACCCGAUGGGAGCAUUGUUUCGUAUCCGGAGCUAGCUGUACGUGAAGAGAAGAUUUCGGUUAAGCGGGCCAAUGACUACAUCGGUAUCAAUGAGUCAUCUGACAAAUUAGCCGACAUGCUGACAAGAAUGUAUCUGGAAGCCAAAGUGCAGGGAGAUUUUCUUACUGUGAAAAUUCCUCCCACGCGACAUGAUGUUAUCCAUGCUUGUGACAUUUAUGAGGACAUAGCCAUUGCCUACGGCUAUAACAACAUUAAGAAAUCUCUGCCAGCUUUUAUGCAGAUAGCCAAACAGUUUCCACUGAACAAACUCACAGAGCAAUUGCGCGAACAAGUGGCCCAAGCUGGAUUCACUGAGGCUUUAACCUUUACGCUGUGCUCGCGCGAUGACAUUGCGCGUAAACUAAAUAAGUCCAUUGAUUCAAUGUCUGUUGUUCAUAUAGGUAACCCCAAGACUUUGGAAUUCCAAGUGGUAAGAACCACUUUAUUGCCUGGCCUUCUCAAGACUUUGGUGGCCAAUCGUAAAAUGCCAUUGCCCCUGAAACUCUUUGAGAUUAGUGAUGUAGUCUUAGCGGACGAGAAGACCGAAGUUGGAGCCCGCAACGAACGACGCUUGUGUGCUGUUAAUUGCAACAAGACUGCUGGCUUUGAAGUGGUUCAUGGUCUAUUGGAUCGCGUAAUGCAACUGCUGUCGGUGCCAUGGAAAACUGGCAAUGUAACCAAGGGUUAUUCCCUACAGGCAGCUGAUGAUCCCAGCUAUUUCCCGGGACGCUGCGCAAAUGUGAUGUACGACAAUGUGGCCAUUGGUAAAAUUGGUGUCCUUCAUCCUACAGUUUUGCAAGCCUUUGAAUUGACCACACCCUGCUCAGUUGUGGAAUUCACAAUUGAGCCAUUUGUCUAACUUGUACUCAAUCUUUUGAAAUGUUUAACAUUUGCAAAAAGUUUUACAAAUAAAUUAUCACAAUAUGAUGACAACAAA
Messenger RNA from Drosophila willistoni, 2030 nucleotides. It is a transcript of the gene beta-PheRS, whose product is annotated as phenylalanine--tRNA ligase beta subunit. Gene Ontology annotation, biological process: phenylalanyl-tRNA aminoacylation. The record is from RefSeq and is a predicted model, not a curated record. Lineage: Eukaryota; Metazoa; Arthropoda; Insecta; Diptera; Drosophilidae. The transcript has 5 exons. Gene Ontology annotation, molecular function: magnesium ion binding; ATP binding; RNA binding. Gene Ontology annotation, cellular component: phenylalanine-tRNA ligase complex; cytoplasm. Bases 183 to 1952 code for a protein of 589 amino acids.